GCCUGUAAAAGGUUGGUCCCGCAGGUAAGGCACAUUAGGCACAAGCCGUGAUGUCGAUGGGUAAGUGCGGGGCAACGAGGAUGCCAGGGAGCCGAAAACGAUCAACAUGCCUGGGUGGUCCUUGUGAACACUCCAGAUAACAACAGACUGCAACGUCAGACGAGCACUUGUCUUCAGGGUCUACCAUUCUGCAUUCACUCUCUCUCUUACAAGACUGAUACGAUACUUGCCACGAAACACAGUACACAAUGUCGAACGACCUAAACGAAGGCACGACUCCCGACCUUAAGGUUGACGAUAAUCCUAUCUCUCCGCUUGAGCGCCGUAACUCUCUCGAGAAACACUUACAAUUACGACCGGAGGCUCAAGACCUGAAGAACCGGAACAUCUUACUUGACACUAAUGCUGCUCCGGCACUACAGGCGAAACAGCUAGAACUCGAACGACAACAACACACCGAUAGUCUAAGAAGGCAACUCGAGAAGCGCCCGGAGAAAGAGGAAUUGGUCGAACGGAACAUCCUGCCUGAAUCAAACGCUGCCCCUGCACUGCUAGCCAGCCAACGCAGUCUCGAGAAACACAUGCGUGCCGACAGUCUCGAGCAGAAAAUCCAACAGAGACCUAAGCCGGAGCAGUUGGUCAAAGAGGGAAUCCUGGAAGCAGACGAGGACCCAGUCAAAGAGUAGACAAAAGUACUCUUAAGUUUUCAAGACAUGAUGUGAUGAUCUGGAGUAGUGGAGAGAGCAAACAGGAGAACCGUGCUAUAGCUCUUGACAUACCCUGCCAA
Messenger RNA from Exophiala viscosa, 787 nucleotides. RefSeq lists its product as uncharacterized. Lineage: Eukaryota; Fungi; Ascomycota; Eurotiomycetes; Chaetothyriales; Herpotrichiellaceae. The transcript is spliced from 3 exons. Gene Ontology annotation, molecular function: transcription coactivator activity. Gene Ontology annotation, biological process: positive regulation of transcription by RNA polymerase II. The coding region runs from base 249 to 686 and encodes 145 amino acids. Gene Ontology annotation, cellular component: nucleus. The record is from RefSeq and is a predicted model, not a curated record.